AUGUCGGCUGCCCGCAAGUGUCGGUUGCCCGCAAGUGUCCCAGGCUGCCCGCAAGUGUCUCAGCUGCCCGCAAAUGUUUCAGCUGCCCGCAAAUGUGACCCUCCAAAUUUUGCCCGCAAAGUGGCUGCCCGCAAAAAAUUUGCCCGCAAACUGGUUGCCCGCAAAGUGGUUGCCCGCAAGUGUCGCGACGCCCUUUCAAAGGAUUUUACCCAAGCUUUUCGGAAAAUGAAGAACCAGUUAGACAUGGCUCGUCGGCCGGCCCGGGCCGAAAAUCUCGGCCAGGGUUAA
This is a messenger RNA of Bursaphelenchus xylophilus (pine wood nematode), 288 nucleotides long. The record is from the annotation of a GenBank genome assembly. Lineage: Eukaryota; Metazoa; Nematoda; Chromadorea; Rhabditida; Aphelenchoididae.